AUGAUUGCGCUGAUCUGCAGCUGUUUUAUCAUCUAUCUGGCCAUAUUUCGGACGCGGAACAAGACGGUCAAAGUCUAUGCGCACAUGUUGAUUAUGAAUGCGACGGUCGAUAUUAUGUAUAGCAUGUGCAACUUGGUCGCCAUGCCGGUAGGUAUUAAAUUGAAGACUUUAGCACUGUAACGGUAGUUUUGAGUUGCUAACACUCCGCUUUUCAGAUGUUUUUCAUAUGGGAUAGCUACUUCAUUCUUGCCGCCGCGAAUCCUUUGCUGCAGAAUUUCCAAUCGUCCGCUUAUAUCGUCACCUCUUGCCAGGGCUUCUUGAUCUACGUCUCCGUGGUUCUGAUCCCGAUGCAAUUCUUGUAUCGCUACAGUGUGAUCAGCCAGAAGCCCUUCAACAGCACGCAACUGGCCAAGGUUUUCCUCCUUGCCAACGUCUACCCGUUCAUGCACGGGGUCCUGUGCUUCUUCACCUUCAACCCGCCGAACGAGCACUUCGACGCGGUUUAUAGGCUCGAUCCCGCUGUGCGCGACCUCCCGCGACUCCCUCCGUACAUGGUGGGGGAUUGCACCGGCGCUUCGACGUUGAUGAAGUUGCACAUGGCUAAUUGUAUUGUGAUGACCGCCCUCAGCUACGUCUUCAUUGUCGUGAUUUAUCGGAAAACGAAAGUGAUGUUCGCGAGGAUGGAGUCCAAAAUGUCGGCCAACACGAAGAAGACGCAGAAACAAAUGGAAAGAGUCAUCUUUAUUCAGGUAUGAAGAAGUAGAUCCUGAAGAAAAUACGUCCCUGCUGUGCACCAGUCUGUCGGGAAAAUAAUGAGUGCACUAUCGCAUCAAAGAUAAUGAAUUGUAUCGGAGCAAAAUAAUAUUGCUUUUCCUACAUUGUGCCCAUUAUUUUCCCGACAGAAACCUUAUCUUUCAGGCCCUGUUCCCGAUUAUUGUUCUCUUCAUUCCGGGCACUAUCUUGCCCGUCUUCGCGCUGAUGAAAAUCAACUACGAAUGGACCGGAGAAAUCAUCGCAAUAAUGCACACAACUCCUGUUUUCAACUCGCUCUCCGUGCUGUUGUUGGUCCCAAGCUAUCGGCAAAUUGUGUUGGGGAUAUUCUGUCGCUCCUCGCCGCCGGUCGGCAGCAUCAGCACGCUGACGGGCAAUAGCCGACAACACAACACACAUACAACGGGUUCUGCGGGCGACGAGGAGGAGAUGUUUGCAUAA
Molecule: messenger RNA, 1212 nt
Organism: Bursaphelenchus xylophilus (pine wood nematode)
Lineage: Eukaryota; Metazoa; Nematoda; Chromadorea; Rhabditida; Aphelenchoididae
Source: the annotation of a GenBank genome assembly